Molecule: messenger RNA, 3181 nt
Organism: Galendromus occidentalis (western predatory mite)
Lineage: Eukaryota; Metazoa; Arthropoda; Arachnida; Mesostigmata; Phytoseiidae
Product: tudor domain-containing protein 7B
Exons: 11
Coding region: 8-3181 (1057 amino acids)
Source: RefSeq, a predicted model, not a curated record
AGCGAAGAUGGAGGGAGUCGAGCUCUCGAACAACCUGCGUAACCUCUUACAGAGUACCAAAGGUGGUAUUCCGCUAAAGAGACUAGACGCAGAAUUCUACACGUUCUCUGGGGUCCACAUUCCUCUCGGAGCGUACAAGGACCUUGAGGACCUCCUGAAGACGAUGCCGGACGUUUGCCACAUCCGCAACAAUGAUCGAGGACAGGCAAUGGUCUUCAGUUUGAGGCCUCGGGGAGGGAAGACGGCCACCGUCAUCGGGGCCGGAUCUUCGCCUGCUCACAGGACCAAGCGAGCACCCCCACGGAAUCCAACGAGAGCUCCUCAGGCGAAUAACAGCCACCAUGCUCCGAAACCUCGAACCGGACCCUCCGGUCGACUUCCGCGUCGUCUCCCGCAAUCGAAGCAACAGCAUAGCGGUCGAGGCAAUAGAAACCAGCUCCACGGAAACAAUGCGAGCAACGGAAACUGGAGGAGCAACGGAAGGUCUGCACUUCCCUCUGGACAAAACGGAGAAUUCAACGGACGCCGCGGAAACAUGGUCUGGAUAAACCCGUCGAUCCAGUACGUGGCUACGAGCAACGGGAGCUCGUCAUCCGGAAACCACUCAAGGAGUUCCAGAGAGUAUAGGGACCGUCCUAACGCCAUUCCAAUAGUGGAUCCACGUUCUCGUAGGGUGGUUUCUCAUCGCCACGAACAGCAUCAGCCCGCCGCCGCUCGUACCGUCAGUCCGAAGGGUCUCAGCUCAUCGAUCGCGAUCCUGAAGGAGUACGCCAGAGCGACUUCGCUCCCGGCUCCGGAGUUCCAUUUCAUGGAGUCGAAAACCAACAAGAAGGCGGCGACUGCCGAGUUUCUAUGCACGGUCGAGCUCGACGGAAAGAAAUACAAGAGCUAUCCCGACUAUCGACCCACAGCAGAACUCGCACGCGAAUCUGCCGCUGCAAAAGCGCUCGCAGCCCUUGGGAUCACCAAGGAUAACUUGCAGCAGCGCGUAGCGGAAAAACAGGCGACGCUCCCAUUCGUCGAGAUGACGAACCCUCAACAAAUUGAAUCAGUCGCAGUCAAGCUGGUCCAGAUGCUCGAGAAGCGACCGAACGGUGUCUUUUGUAAUUCCGUGCCGCAAAUAUUCGCCGAGGACUUCAAGGAGAAGCUCCCAGAGGAUUGGAGGAGCAAAAUAAACGAACAUAAACAAUUGGAUUUCGUCACGAACGCUCUCGCAAAAACGGAUGUGCUUUACAAGAAAGACACCGUCGCACCGACAGCGCCCCAAGUCCCACCGUUGACGAUUUCUGACGAACAGUUCAUGUUCGUGAUCACGUACGUCGUUGACGUGCACAACUUCUACGGACGCGUAGAACGGGAGGAAUACCACACCCUAACCACCGAAAUGGAGGCCUACUACAAGGAAGAGGCGAACCUGACCUCUCAGAAACUCGAGGCUUCGGACAAACCCGUGGUCGGGGCCCUUUACGCCGUUUUCGAUGAGAGCUGGCAUCGUGUCCAGUGUGUGAUGGAGGAAAACGGAACUGAAGCCGCCGAGUUCCGUUACGUCGAUCUUGGAAUAACGGAAUCCAUUCCACGGGAGAAGCUGAUGCAUCUUGCGUACGACUUCUAUUCGGUUCCGUUUUCAUCGAUCCAACUGCGUCUCGAAGAGUUCGAUGACACCAACGUCUCAGACUCGAAGAGACCAUCGGUCAUCGCCGAAAUGGAGCGUCUGAUGCAGAACAAGAUACUCUGGGCCGUCCCGACACCCGAUUGUGACGUUUCGGUGAGACCCCUCCCCGUGAAGGUUUACGACACCGGAGACGAUUCGAGCGAAGGCUGCCAGCAGGUGAGUGAAGGCAGCAUCCCUCGAUCCCGGCAGAGCUCUCAAAUCGACAUCAACACCGAAAUCUACAAAGUCGUGGCCACGCCGGUGAUUUUCCCCGCUCCUGUGAUCGCGAAAGGGUACUUGAGCUGCGUGUCUCCGGAUGGGACGAUUUACCUACAAAUCGAGGAUUUCGGGCUCAAUGAACUCCGCAGUCUCACCGUGGAGCCGGCCAGCGAUGAAUGUGUCAAAACGGUCCAGCCCAACAGGGUGUAUUGUGCUCAGCUCGAAGGGAACUGGUACCGAUGCGUGGCCACGAAUAUCGUUUCCGACAACGAGAUCGACAUCGAGUUCAUUGACUAUGGGAACAAGGACACUGUUUCCAUUGACAAAAUGUUCCCACUCAAAAUGGGUUAUCAUCUCGAAGAUCUGCCGGCACAGGCUGUGCGGGCUCACAUGACGGACCUGCAACCGGAGACCAUGUGGUCCGAGGACGAAAUCGCGAAAAUCACCGAUUUCUGUCCCGAGGAUCAAAUGCUCAUCAUAAAGGUGUCGGCGGCGACCCGAUGUCAGGACAAAGACUGUGACGAGAGUAUCCAACAUGUGGAUGUUUUCAAGCGGACCAUGCCGAACGAUGAGCUCGUCUCAGUGAACCUUAAGCUUUGCGAGGAGCUGAGCUGCUCCGCCUCGGCUGACCAGAACGGCCACACGGCAGGAGACGACACCGAGGUCCGACCUCUGGUGGCCGUCUACCCCGAAAACAACCCACCCGAGCAAGGAAGUGUAGUGAACCUGCACGUGGUUUCUGCAGCUUCUCCAUUGAAGAUCAUCUGCCAACCCUUUAACACUUUGGGUGAACUAGCCAACUUGCGCGCUACAAUGCAGUUGUUCUACGGCAAACAGGAAAACCGCCUGAAAACGUCGGAGUUGGUGAUUCGAAGCAAAGAGUUCUAUGCGUGUCUGCAAGACGAGAUAUGGGAGCGAGCGUAUGUUGAGAAGGCACCUGCUGCACUAAAUGAGAGCACCUCCUUGGUGUGUUACUUCGUCGACAACGGGGCAUAUAUGUCUAUCCCCGCCGUCGAAACCUCAAUCCAACCGCUGCACGAGCAGUUCCGCCAGCUGCCUUUUCAAGCAAUCCAGGCGCAAAUGCAGGGCGUAGGGCCCAAAAAGGGCGCCUGCGACUUCGACCCGAUGGAUUGCAUCACUUUUCAGAAGCACAUCACGGGCCGGGACCUCGAGGCAAAGGUCUGCGGUUAUACACCUGAUUCUCGCAUAACGGUCGCGCCUACAUUUAGUCUUGUUUUAGAACUCUUUGACGACGACGACGAGCCCCUCCGGGACGUCUAUGCAAAAAUGGAGCUCUUCGCGAUCUGCUGA